Pangasianodon hypophthalmus (striped catfish) is the source of this 1021-nucleotide messenger RNA. RefSeq names its product glutathione peroxidase 2 (gene gpx2). Gene Ontology annotation, biological process: response to oxidative stress. The transcript is spliced from 2 exons. The record is from RefSeq and is a predicted model, not a curated record. NCBI's taxonomy places the organism in Eukaryota, Metazoa, Chordata, Actinopteri, Siluriformes, Pangasiidae. Gene Ontology annotation, molecular function: glutathione peroxidase activity.
UUCCAUAGACAGGACUGUCUGAAUGUGUAUAAAAACUGGUGCAGGUUUAUAGAUUACCUGCACCUGAGAUGGCCUACCUCGGUCUUUUCACCACAUCGAUGCAUUAUGUAUCACUUGCAUAUCAACUUCCCUCCAAGUCAUUUGACACCCAAGCUUUAUAGCUGAAGCCAGGCAACCAGGAUGACUUGCAUGCCAGUUAGGAAGCAGACGCACAUCAGGAGGACACCAAACACGGACCAUGACCUUCAUAGCCAAGACGUUUUAUGACCUGCGUGCUACCACGUUGGAAGGGGAAUCUAUCGAUUUUAAUGUCUACCGAGGCCGAGUGGUACUUAUCGAGAAUGUGGCAUCGCUAUGAGGGACCACCACCCGGGACUACAGCCAGCUCAACCAGCUCCAGAGCAGGUACCCGCACCGGCUGGUGGUCCUGGCCUUCCCCUGUAAUCAGUUUGGCUACCAGGAAAACUGCAGAAAUGGAGAGAUCCUGAACUCUUUGAAGCACGUACGACCAGGUGGAGGGUUUGAGCCUUCGUUCACCGUUUUUGAGAAGUGCGAUGUGAAUGGGGCUAACACACAUCCCGUCUUCGCAUACCUGAAAGACAAACUUCCGUACCCCGAUGAUGACCCAGUCUCUCUUAUUCAGGACCCCAAGUUCUUAGUGUGGAGUCCCAUCAGCAGAACUGAUGUCUCUUGGAAUUUUGAGAAGUUCCUGAUUGGCCCAGAGGGAGAACCCUUCAAGAGAUACAGCAAAAACUUUGAGACCAUUAAUAUAGAACCUGAUAUUCAAAGGUUAUUGAGGCUGACCAAAAACUAAUCAAAACAAGUGCCUCAUAAUGUAUUUAAUUUUACUGUAGGUACCACUGUGCACUCCUCUACCUUUUCUUAUUUUACUUAAUGAAGUUGAUGCUCUAAACUAACGUAGGGAGUAUUAACUGAGGUGGUGUAAAUAUAAAAAAGACGUGUAGAGGAUGCUAACAGAGAUGUACUGAAAGGAAUCCUUUAAUAAAAAAAACAACUUUGA